AUGACCGACCUUUCAAACCUCGGGUCGGUACUACAGUCUGCUCGUGAGCUAACUCUUGAGGCUGCCAAUUCAGUUGCAGCUCGUCUGAUGGACGAGGCACCUAUUCAGCAUGCGGACAUUACUCAGUCUCUUAAUAGUCGCAGCGAUAGCAAACGCCUUGCCGGAAUGCGUGAAGUCAUCAAUCUCAUGUGCAAAGGCAAAAAUGCGAUGCCGUUUUUCACAGACGUAAUUAAGAACGUGGCAUCGUCCAACUACGAGAUCCGCAAGCUCGUGUACAUUUACCUUGUACGAUAUGCGGCGUACGAGCAAGACCUUGCACUUUUGUCCAUCAACUCGAUUCAAAAAUCUUUAACAGAUGAUAACCCUGCGAUCCGGGCGAUGGCGCUGCGCAUAAUUUCCGGGAUCCGGGUAGAUGCGAUUGUCCAAAUCAUUUGUCUUGGAAUUAAAAAGUGUACGACCGACCCGGCGGCCAUUGUGCGCCGUGCUGCGGCCACUGCAAUUACAAAGUGCUACGAGCUAGACGCAGCCAAUGGACCAGCACUGCUGGAGAACCUCAAACAAUUGCUGUCGGACCGCAGUCCGAGAGUGGCCGGUGCUGCCAUGCAGACAUUACUACGCUCGUUCCCUGACCGGAUUGAUUUACUGCAUAGUGUAUAUCGCAAGCUGUGUGGACAGCUUCCUGGGAUGGACGAGUGGGGGCAAUCUGCAGCGCUUGAUGUGCUGUUGCGAUAUGCCCGUGUUUACUUGCGUCGUCCGGAAGUGCUUAAGAAGAGUUCUCCUGUGGAUGUCGGUGUAAAGAGUGACUAUACAGCAUUUGAGGAAGGUGAUGAAGGAGAUGACGAGUACCCGGAAAACGCUCAAAUCAAGGUUGAUUUCACAGACUCGCUAAUGGUUGAGUCUGACCACCCGACGCAUAUUUCUUUUGACCCAGACCUAGACCUGCUUUUUAAUGCAGCAUACCCGUUAUUGUUUAGUCGGAACGGUACUGUUGUUGUUUCAGCAGCCAAAAUUUACUUUUAUUUGGGGAUUCAAAAAACCUUUGAUGACUUUAAUGUGGCAAGCCACAUGGUGGAACUUCUGCGAGGGGAUCUCGCUGUGCAGCAGAUUGCACUGACGAAUAUUAAGAUUAUGACUCUUUCGCGAGCAUCUUCAUUUUUACCUUACUUGAAGCGGUUUUUCUUGCUACCACGAGAGUUAUUUAUGAUUUCAAAGCUGAAGCUUGAGAUUUUGGCGCUGCUGUGCAACCCUGAGAAUGUUAAUGUGAUUGUUCCAGAGCUUAAGUACUACGCGCUGACGGUGACAGACCAGGCUACGAUUUCAGAGGCAGUGCAGGCGAUUGGGCGAUGUGUGACUGGAGCUACGGACAGCUCGUCACGGAUUCUGACAUGGUUGUUACGGCAGGUUGCGUCGAAGAAUGCGGCGCUGGUGAGCGAGUCACUGAAUGUGAUUCGAUAUUUGGUACUGCGCGAUCCAACCCACCAUAUUGAAACUGUGGGACGACUUGCGCGGCUGCUGGACCAGGUGACUGUGCCUGAGGCACGCAGUUGCUUGAUUUGGCUUGUGGGUGAGUUUGCUGGAGUGGCACCUGGGAUUGCACCGGAUGUGCUACGUAAAAGCUUACAGAAUUUUGUACAGGAGACCACUAGUGUGAGGUACCAGGUGGUUGUUCUUGCGGCCAAGGUUUAUUCUUAUUCUUUGGAUCGAGAGAAGAAGGAGGGAAGAGAAGAGCCAGAGCCUGAGAGUAAGAGGAUUACCGAACUUUUUGGGUAUGUGAUGCAACUUGCACGGUAUGAUAGUGAUUAUGAUACUAGGGAUCGAGCUCGGAUGUUUAAUUCUCUUUUGAGCGGGGAGAAUACAGAGCUUGCGACACUUUUAUUGCAGGCGCCUAAGGGAUCGCCAGUGACUUCUCUUAGGGAUAUUUUGGCAGGAACUGGUAAGAAAGAGGGUAUUACUUUGGGGGUGAAGAGAGGUGGAAAAGGUAAGACAAAGGCAGCUGACGGAGAAGAGGAAGAGGAGGAUGGUGAGGAGGAAGAAGAAGAUAAUGAAGAUGAAGAAGAAGAUGAAGGUUUGCCCACUGCGAACGGCACGACGCCUAUUGCACGAUUGACAUUGGGAUCUGCGGCGUUGGUAGUGGGUCACCCUGUUGAUGGAUUCCAGCAACUACCUGAGUGGACACCAGAAGACCAGCCAUUGCUUGUCGAUCCAUCUGUUCGAGAUGAACCCAAAGUUGAAGAAAGAGGGGGUAGUGGAGGUUUUGGUGGAAGUGGUAGCAAUUUACGGUAUGGUCGUGGAGAAGUGACUAGCAUGCAGAACAUUGCAGGGGUUGGUACUAGACACCGAGCGUUACCGAUGAAGGCAUCUUCUUCAUCUUCGUCAUUUUCUAGCAAUGCGACAUUGCCAGUGCAUGCGAAUGGAGGUCGCAAGUUUAAGGAGCAGACAUUGGAUGAAUUUUUCGCGGAUGCUACUGAUGAAGAGGAAGAAGAAGAAGAUGAGUCUUCUGAAGAAGAGGAAGAGUCAUCGUCAGAAGAAGAAGAAGAGUCUUCUGAGGAGGAAGAGUCUUCUGAGGAAGAAGAGGAGUCUUCUGAAGAAGAAGAAGAAGAAGAAGAAGAGUCAGAGGAUGAUGAUGAUGAUGAUAAUAAUAGUGGGAAUAGUGGUGAGAAGAGGGGGUUACUUGGACCCAAGACAUAA
Magnusiomyces paraingens is the source of this 2688-nucleotide messenger RNA. RefSeq lists its product as uncharacterized. NCBI's taxonomy places the organism in Eukaryota, Fungi, Ascomycota, Dipodascomycetes, Dipodascales, Dipodascaceae. Gene Ontology annotation, cellular component: AP-3 adaptor complex; membrane coat. Bases 1 to 2688 code for a protein of 895 amino acids. The transcript has 2 exons. Gene Ontology annotation, biological process: intracellular protein transport; vesicle-mediated transport. The record is from RefSeq and is a predicted model, not a curated record.